GGUGCUACGAAUGCUGUAAAGAUUGCAAUGGGCACAAAUUUCCUUGACAUUUGCUUCAAAUUAUAUGGCGCGUUUAUUACUGGAUCAAAAAGUUUAGCUGCUGAAGGUUUGCAUAGUUCUCUGGACUUGACCAACCAAAUUAUCCUCAUGUAUGGAAUACGAUGGUCGAAACUGAACCCCACACCAACUUACCCGUAUGGUUAUGGCAAUGCACGGUAUAUUGCUUCGCUAAUUAGUGGUUGCUGGCUUUUUGGAUUCGGUGGCGGAAUUUCGCUAUAUCAUGGCAUUACCGGUCUGCUUCAUCCUCACGCAAUAGAAUCACCAGCAUGGGCAAGUUUGUAA
Molecule: messenger RNA, 342 nt
Organism: Cercopithifilaria johnstoni
Lineage: Eukaryota; Metazoa; Nematoda; Chromadorea; Rhabditida; Onchocercidae
Source: the annotation of a GenBank genome assembly